Neopsephotus bourkii (Bourke's parrot) is the source of this 5274-nucleotide messenger RNA. RefSeq names its product eukaryotic translation initiation factor 3 subunit A (gene EIF3A). Gene Ontology annotation, biological process: translation reinitiation; formation of cytoplasmic translation initiation complex. The transcript has 22 exons. Gene Ontology annotation, cellular component: eukaryotic translation initiation factor 3 complex, eIF3e; eukaryotic translation initiation factor 3 complex, eIF3m; multi-eIF complex. Lineage: Eukaryota; Metazoa; Chordata; Aves; Psittaciformes; Psittacidae. The record is from RefSeq and is a predicted model, not a curated record. Gene Ontology annotation, molecular function: translation initiation factor activity; mRNA binding. Bases 114 to 4238 code for a protein of 1374 amino acids.
UCAGUGCGCGCGGGCGCGGGGUUGCCCUCCCUUUCCGGCCUCGCAGGCUGCCUGGCUGGAGCACGGAGCGAGCCGCCGCCGCCGCCGCCCUGUGAGGAGAGGCCGCCGCCAUCAUGCCGGUGUACUUCCAGCGGCCCGAGAAUGCCCUUAAGCGGGCGAACGAAUUCCUUGAGGUUGGCAAAAAGCAACCUGCCCUUGAUGUUCUCUAUGAUGUUAUGAAAAGCAAAAAACACCGAACAUGGCAGAAAAUCCACGAGCCGAUUAUGCUGAAAUACCUGGAGCUCUGUGUGGAUCUCCGCAAGAGCCACCUGGCAAAAGAAGGUCUCUACCAGUACAAGAAUAUUUGCCAGCAGGUGAACAUCAAAUCUUUGGAGGAUGUUGUUCGAGCCUAUUUAAAAUUAGCUGAAGAAAAAACAGAAGCAGCUAAGGAAGAAUCCCAGCAGAUGGUACUGGACAUAGAAGACUUAGAUAACAUUCAGACUCCAGAAAGCGUUCUUUUGAGUGCUGUGAGUGGAGAAGACACUCAGGAUCGCACUGACCGCCUGCUUUUGACACCCUGGGUUAAAUUUCUAUGGGAAUCGUACAGACAAUGUUUGGAUCUUCUCAGAAAUAAUUCUCGAGUGGAACGCCUUUACCAUGAUAUUGCGCAGCAAGCUUUCAAGUUCUGCCUGCAGUACACACGCAAAGCUGAGUUCCGUAAACUCUGCGAUAACCUGCGGAUGCACCUGGGGCAGAUCCAGCGUCAUCACAACCAAAGCACAGCAAUCAACCUCAACAACCCUGACAGCCAGUCCAUGCACCUGGAGACCAGGCUGGUGCAGCUUGACAGUGCUAUCAGCAUGGAGCUGUGGCAGGAAGCUUUCAAAGCAGUGGAGGAUAUUCAUGGGCUGUUUGCGCUGUCUAAGAAACCACCCAAACCACAACUGAUGGCAAAUUACUAUCACAAAGUUUCAACUGUCUUCUGGAAAUCAGGAAAUGCUCUUUUCCAUGCGUCCACACUUCACCGACUUUACCACUUAUCAAGGGAAAUGCGAAAGAAUCUCACACAAGAGGAGAUGCAGAGGAUGUCUACUCGAGUCCUUUUGGCCACUUUGUCCAUUCCUAUCACUCCUGAGAGAACGGACAUUGCCCGUCUUUUGGAUAUGGACGGGAUCAUCAUGGAGAAACAGCGACGUCUGGCAACCCUCUUGGGUCUUCAGGCCCCCCCUACACGUGGUAGUCUCAUAAAUGAUAUGGUAAGGUUCAACGUGGUUCAAUAUGUUGUUCCAGAAGUGAAAGAACUUUACAACUGGCUUGAAGUAGACUUCCACCCGCUCAAGUUAUGCAGCCGUGUCAGCAAGGUUCUGAACUGGGUGAAGGACCAAGCUGAGAAGGAACCUGAACUGCAGCUCUAUGUGCCUCACCUGCAAAACAAUACCAUCCUCCGCCUUCUGCAGCAGGUGGCCCAGAUUUAUCAAAGCAUUGAAUUUUCUCGCCUGGCCACCCUGGUUCCUUUUGUUGAUGCUUUCCAGCUGGAACGCAAUAUUGUUGAUGCAGCCAGACAUUGUGACUUACAAGUUCGCCUUGAUCAUACCACCCGGACACUGAGUUUUGGCUCAGACCUGAAUUACAGCACUAGAGAAGAUGCUCCACUAGGCCCUCAACUACAAAGCAUGCCUUCUGAGCAGAUCAGGAAUCAGUUGACUGCUAUGUCCUCAGCUCUGGCUAAAGCUCUUGCAGUCAUUAAGCCUCCUCACUUACUGCAAGAGAAGGAGGAGCAGCAUCAGCUGGCAGUCACUGCCUUCUUAAAGAACUCAAGGAAAGAGCAUCAGCGUAUUCUUGCACGUCGCCAGACUAUAGAGGAAAGAAAAGAGCGCCUGGAAAGCUUAAAUAUACAGCGUGAAAAGGAAGAACUGGAACAACGUGAGGCAGAGUUGCAGAAAGUGCGGAAGGCUGAAGAAGAGAGACUGCGCCAGGAGGCGAAGGAGAGGGAGAAGGAGCGUAUCCUGCAGGAGCAUGAGCAGAUCAAAAAGAAGACUGUUCGGGAGCGCUUGGAGCAGAUUAAAAAGACCGAACUGGGAGCCAAAGCAUUUAAAGAUAUUGACAUUGAGGAUCUUGAAGAACUGGAUCCUGACUUCAUUAUGGCUAAACAAGUUGAACAGCUGGAGAAAGAAAAGAAGGAACUUCAGGAACGGCUGAAGAAUCAGGAGAAAAAGAUUGACUACUUUGAAAGAGCCAAGCGCUUAGAAGAAAUUCCUUUAAUAAAGACUGCAUAUGAGGAGCAGAGAGUGCAUGAUAUGGAGCUGUGGGAGCAACAAGAAGAAGAAAGGAUCACCACUUUGCAGUUGGAGCGUGAGAAAGCUCUUGAGCACAAGAACAGACUCUCAAGGAUGCUGGAGGAUAGAGAUUUAUUUGAAGCCAGGCUCAAAGCAUCACGACGAACAGUUUAUGAGGAUAAGCUCAAGCAGUUCCAGGAACGAUUAGCGGAAGAGAGGCGUAACCGCCUGGAGGAGCGCAAGAGGCAGCGCAAAGAGGAGAGGCGCAUUACUUACUACAGAGAGAAGGAGGAGGAAGAGCAACGAUUACGAGAAGAACAGCUGCUCAAAGAGCGUGAGGAAAAGGAGCGCAUCGAGCGUGAGAAGCGUGAGCAAGAGCAGCGGGAAUACCAGGAACGCGUCAAGAAACUGGAAGAACUGGAGAAGAAAAAACGUCAGAGAGAAAUGGAAAUAGAAGAGAGGGAGCGUCGUCGAGAAGAAGAGAGGAGAGGGCUGGAUGACCCGUUCUCAAGAAAGGAGUCUCGCUGGGGUGAUCGGGAGUCUGAGAGCUCCUGGAGAAGAGGUGGUGAGGCAGAAUCGGAAUGGCGACGAGCACCAGUGGAAAGAGAUUGGCGUCGAGGGGAAGCGAGAGAUGAUGAAAGAUCUUUCCGACGUGGUGAUGAUCUACCUCGACGUGGUGACGAUCUACCCCGACGUGGUGCUGCAGAAGAAAAGGAACGUCCUUCUGUGGAUUCAGCAGAGGACAGGCCACCUAGACGUGAAGGGGAGGAGGAGAGACCCCCCAGGCGUGAAGGGGAGGAGGACAGGCCGCCCAGACGUGGAUUGGAUGAGGACAGGCCGCCCAGGCGAGGUUUGGAUGAUGAUAGAGGCAGUUGGCGGGCUGCAGAUGACGACAGAGGUCCCAGGCGUGGAAUGGAUGACGACAGGCCACCUAGACGUGCUUUGGAUGAUGACAGGCCACCUAGACGUGCUUUGGAUGAUGACAGACCACCCAGGCGUGGCUUGGACGAUGACAGAGGCAGUUGGCGUGCAGCAGAUGACGACAGAGGACCUAGGCGUGGAAUGGAUGAUGACAGGCCACCCAGACGUGCUUUAGAUGAUGACAGGCCGCCCAGACGCGCUUUAGAUGAUGACAGGCCACCCAGACGAGGGCUAGAUGAUGACCGGGGCAGCUGGCGUGCUGCAGAUGAUGACAGGGGUCCCAGGCGUGGGAUGGAUGAUGACAGAGGCCCCAGGCGCGGGAUGGAUGACGACAGGAUGUCAAGGCGCGAUGACGACAGGGGGCCUUGGCGAAGCACAGAUGACGACAGGCUGUCCAGACGAGAUGAUGAUCGGGGCCCAUGGCGUGGUGGUGAUGAUUCAAGGCCAGGUCCUUGGAGACCAUUUGGGAAACCAGGGGGAUGGAGAGAACGGGAAAAGGCUCGUGAGGACAGCUGGGGGCCUCCCCGGGACUCCAGACCUCCAGGAGACCGUGAAUGGGAUCGAGACAAAGAUCGGGAUGAAAACGAGAAGGACCGGGAGUUCGACAGAGAGAGGGAUUUCGAUCGAGAGGAUCGUUUCAGGCGUCCCAGGGAUGAUGCUGGCUGGAGAAGAGGACCAGCUGAGGAAACUUCUAGCUGGAGAGAUUCAAGUCGUCGUGAAGACUGGGACAGAGGUGGUCGUGACAUGAGAGAUCGACGUACUGAUGACAGAGAUACACCCCUCAGGAGAGGACCACCCCCCAGAUCUGACCGUGAAGAACCAAGCUCGUGGCGACGCGCUGACGACAGGAGAGAAGAACGUGGAGAAGAACGUGAGACAGUUCGGCGCUCGGCCCCUGCUUCUGCUGCUUCCUCAGCUUCUGCUCCCCCAGCAGCAGCAAAGGAUCGAGAAAGAGAUGGGGAGAAGGAGAAAGGUUCCUGGAAAACAGAGAAGGAACGUGAGCCCGUUCGCCGUACGAAAAACGAGACAGAUGAAGAAGGGUGGACCACUGUACGGCGUUAAGUGGAGAUCAGCAGAGUUUAACCAAUGUUUUAGCUUUGAUUUGAUGGAAUCCACAGAUUAUAUUUGUGCUUAUAAACAUUCUGAAUUGGAAUUCUUUAACAAAUGUUUUGAGGUAACAUGAAAGCAUGAGCUUGAAUUACUUACUCAUAUAGAUUGAUCAUGCACAAAACUCACAGCAGAAGGUUGGGAAUUGAAUGCCAGGAUUUGAAAUUCCAAACGAUGCUUCUUUCAUGGGUCACUGGUUGCUAAAAUAAAAAGAAGCAAGCCCAAUUGUCCUGAGUAGUGCUUCCAUCUCACACCAAAACAGGAUGACCUUUUCAGUUUUAGAGUGCUUCUUAAUUUGGAACGGGGUAUUAGCUCCACAGAACAUGCAUUAAAAUCACCUCUGUCCACACAGUGGAAAAAGCAGAGCUAAAUGAAGCUCCAUAAUUAGCCAAAAGAUAAGAAAAACAAUAUAAAAGCCCUCUUUUACCUGGGUAUCUUUGAGGGCAGGCGGUUUGAAACAUGAUUUAUUGCUAUCUAAAUGCAGUAAGUUGUUCAAAUUUGACUAAAAUAGGAUAAACAUGAGCAUCAGCUGCACUGGGCUGUCUUCUGUAGAUUCACUUGAAGCCAUGCGCCUGCAAGGCCACUCUGCAGUCAUGGUUCCAGUACUAUGUUCUGCUGCAACAGGACAACCACCCAACUUCCAGCUUUUACAAACUCAGUGUUUCGGUAAGCAUAUGGCUGUGUAUUUUCUGUUGCCAACAUCACAACUGCUUUUCCCAUUCCUGGAUAAUUCAUUGCCUUUCAAGGAUUUAUAAAUAUUGUCCUAUUUAAAAUGUGUGUUUUUUGGAGAAAUUGUUGAAUUUUCCCCCAAUUCUUUGUCUUCAGGGUCAACUCUUUCCCUUUCCAAAAAAAAAAGUGAUCUGUAGUAAUGGCUGUGUUGAUUUCAACUUUGGGUGCAGUAACAACGAGCAAUUAUCUGGUUAUACUGAGGCCAACACAGAACUUGCUGCUGUGUGUUUCUUCAACGAUAAAUAAACAACUUAAGGAAUUA